Molecule: messenger RNA, 4200 nt
Organism: Hyalella azteca
Lineage: Eukaryota; Metazoa; Arthropoda; Malacostraca; Amphipoda; Hyalellidae
Exons: 9
Coding region: 1-2568 (855 amino acids)
Molecular function (GO): protein binding
Source: RefSeq, a predicted model, not a curated record
AUGCCAAGCAAGAGCGACAGAGAGGGUGAGGUGCGGUGUACCGAGGUGGGUGUUAAUGGUGGUCGCGUUGACGCUGACCGUGGUGGUGGUGGUGGUGGUGGUGGUGAAGGUAGUGGUGGUGAUGGUGGUGGUCAGGUUAUGCCAGGUCUUCCACUGCACUGGUACGACGAGCCGCCCUACGAGAGCGACCCUGAGGACUUCCUCUUCGGCUCCAGCGACUGCCACAGCGGCGAGGACGAGAGCAGCCGCAGUUUACGGGACAGUCUGCGCGAGGAGGACGUAAUAUCGCUGCGCACCGCAGGCGACAUUUGCCUGCCACGCACUGCGCCCGAGUGCGUGCCUCUGCUGGACGGCUCUGCUGCGUACCUCGCCAGAGAUGGUCCUCCUAUCUCCUACUACCAGCAGACGCCCUGUCACUUCAAGGUCUACGACGGCCGAGCGCUCGACCACGCCUACCGACAGCACCAAGAGUGCGAGACAUACAGAGAACAUUGGUCUGGUAACGGCUCAUUGCGGGAUCCGAGGACCAAAAGUAAGGCGGAUAAGCGAGACAAGGAUAAAUUCCAUAAGAUUGACAAGGAGAAUGAUAAAUAUUACUGCAAAAACACUUCUAAGAAAAGCAAUAACAAACAUCGCUCCGUACGAGGGCUCAGUAGUCGAAGCAGCCGUCCUGCUGGAAGUCCGCCUGGGAGUGUCUGCAGCAGCGCACCAGUGCAGCUGCUGUCACAGCUCAGCCAGCAGCCGGUCUAUGACAACAUCAGUGGAGUGUGUAUCUCCAGACCUUCCAUGCCCAUCCACACGUCCUCGAGAGGCGGAACUGUUCUCACCAGCUCUUCUUGCAACGCCGCUGCCAACCUACACCAGUAUGUCAACGGCACCAACUGGUCGAGUCAUGGCCAACCUGUCCUGCCUCAUUACCGACCAUUCCCUCCGACACAGCAGCAAGCGCUGCAUUAUCAGUCCCAAUAUUAUUGUCCAACGCAAAGUGGAAGUAGCAAUAAUCGCUCGGUUAUGAACGGUACCACUUAUAGUACUGGUGACCAGCAAGUACCUGCCGCCCCUUCCCGCCACAACCUUCAGCUGAGAGGUCUCUCCUCGUCUCAGUCUCACUACCUGCACAUGCAGGGGCAGCACGCGCCCUCUGAUCCUGCCAUGGUGGCAUCCACUUCUCCCGACUAUGAGCUUCGUUGGGACCUGCAUAACGUGACCGCCGCGUCAGGACCUACACGGCUCUCUUCGGCGUCUGUCGAGAACCAUCGGUCUGACCCGAGCGGGCUGUGUCUCUCGAACCUCAUGAGCCGCGGGAGCAUCAGCGGAGGUAGCGAUGAUGGCCACUCUGCAGCGCCUUCGUCAGAUUGCGAAGAUGGAGAGAAGUCGGAUUCGGCGUCCCUGAUCAACAGAUUUCGAGGCCUACACAAGGACAUGUUACACAAAAUAGCAAAAGUGAAAAGUCCUCGUGGAGCGCCGUCCACAGGUGAUGAUUUGCAAGUGGACGGCAGAGUUGCGGACGGCCGUUGUCAUGCUCCGUGUUCCUCGGACGCGGACGGUGUCACUCUACGAAAGCGUGCGAACAGUGAGAGUGGACCUCAGUCGCCCCCCUCCCCGGCGCCCUACACCGGCCCCUUCAUUGGGCGCGCCGUGGCGCUCACAGACUUCCAGCCCUCGCCUUACGACGUCGACCUCCUCAAACUUAACAAAGGUGACGUGAUCGACAUAAUAUCGAAGAGUCCAUCGGGUCAGUGGAGAGGCUGCGUGGACGGUCGAGUAGGAAACUUCAAGUUCAUUUUCGUGGAGGAGGAGACUGAGCGCGACAGGCUGCACCGCAAGCUGCGAGGGCAGCGAAGCUCCCCUCUUGAGCAGUUCCCUCAUGCGUCCCUCGAGGCUCUCCUACGGCACUACAAACUCGGGCAUCUCCUACAAUUAUUUAUCCUGCAUGGUUACGAGACUCUUGACCAACUACGUGAGUUGGAGGAACAAGAUUUGGACAGUCUGGGCAUCCGAGACACGGACACUCGAGCUACGCUGCUCGCUGCCGUCACCUCCAUCCUAGAGUAUGAGCAAACUAGCAUCGUGUGUCACGUCUCUGAAGCCAGCGUCACCAAUAACACAUCAUCGUCGUCUAGAGAUUCCGGCUUCAUGGAUCAUAAAACAUUGAAUGCUGGCUUGAUACCUGAAGUGGAAUACGGCAACGCAGACGGCCGACAGUCUUCUCCAUCUACUGAUAAUUCUUCUGGGUACCAAAGUAGAGGCAACUACAACAUCGCUCAUCCGGGAGAUGUUUCAAGCACUCUUCAGGAGGUUCCUGACACGACCUUAGAUUCCACUUCUUCCACCGAAGAAGACCUUACCUCUAAAGAAUUUAAAAAGAAUAAUAUCGCUAGGGCGCCCUCUGACCUGGACACCAGAGAACCCGACUCGUACAGAGCGACGCCGGUCCUUGUGCGGCCCGGCACCCCGGAUUCGUCCCCGCGGCUGCGGAAGAAAGUUACGGAUGACCGCGACGGUGAUGCGUCGGCGCGCUGCAGCAGCGACACUGGCGUGUCCCUGCAUUCAGAUGCGGGACAGUAGCAAUAAGCGCGCAGCUCAGUCCUUUUAUGAUCUUUAUUACUAUUUCGAAUUAUUACUAUAGCAAUUAUAAGAAGUAAAUAUUUUAUUCGUAUCUGCAAUACUUCGUACAACACGCUUAGUCAUCAGGUCAUUUCCUAUUAAUGCAGUCUAUGAUAGAGGGUAAGAAUAAAUUAAAAUUUUGGAAAGGAGGUAUAGGAACGAAUGAAUUUAUAACUUAGAGUUUAACCAAGAAUUUUUAUUUUAUUAGAGGAAUUGUUCUCAGCAUGGACAAAACUCAAAACUAGUGUAGUUAUAAUCUAAGCGUGACUGUAAAUAAAUAUAUUCAAGAUAAAAGAUGAACUGGUGCAAUGCUCCGAACAGUCACAUCGGUGCGUGUUACUGAUGUGUCGUCUCAAGAGAAACAAUCCGGUUUUUAAUAACUUACAGACCCAACCGGUUGCUGCUGUAGCCUGAAUGGCGUAAUUUGUUAUUUCGUGUAGAUGAUAACCAAUUUGUGGCAUUUUAUCUCAGCUGAACAACGAUCAAGUUUUGAGUGAUAGUCAAGUUCUCGUAAAUGUUGGAGCCAAACUCGAGUCAACGUUCCUCAGUCACGUAGUCUUCCUAUCUAUUAAGAAUAUUACGAAACGUUCAUCAUGUUAGAUUAUUACAAAUAUGUCAAAGACAGAUCACUCAACUUGAUGUACUCUGUACUCGUGCAUGUUCUUCGUUCUCAACCGAUGUAGGAUCUUAUUGAGAAUUGGAGUUCGGAAAGUUUGCCUGGUAUGCCCGUCUUAGAUUCCGAGAUGAUCUGGCAGUACGGUACUCGUGAAGCUCCUUCUAAUCUGCCUGAAAAUAUUUCAAUAAUUUGGCCCUAGAACCUCUCAUAGAAUCUUUCAAACUGCUUUAACUUGUUAAAUUAUGGCUGCAAUCGUAUCGAUGCGGAAGCAGUUUUAUUAAAGAUUAGAAACUAGUUUGUAAGUUAACUUUGUGUAGGUCGUGAUUUCUCGCUCCUUCUAUGCAAAAUAAAAAUAGAUUUCGUGAGUUCGGGCUUGUGCUGCUCGACAUUCUGGAUGCCAAAUCUAAGCUAUGCAUUGCUCAAGUGCCGAUGAAGAUUGCAUGUUGUAUUCCUCCUCAUAUUCGCAAAUGCGAUUUUUCACACUAAAAUAGAAUAAUUAUAUGAACACGUGACGUAAAACAAUGGCAAAAUUAAACUACAAAAAAACGUUCCAUAGUUUCACUUUGCGAGAACCACACACUUGACUCGCAGCAAAGUCGAGCACGAAAUGAUCGUGCAUUACAUAAGCCUAGGGCUCAGACGCAUACAAAAAUGUGUCUUCAUUUUUGUCCCAUAUUGCCGAACCAAAACAGACACGCACUAAAUGAUGUUUAAACUAUGAAAUGAUGUUUAAACUAUGUGAUGUAAUCCGUGAACCUAAGAACACAGGUUAAAACUCGACACAAUCAGCAGAGGUGACAUUCAUGUUACCGACAGACACGGAAACAUGUGGUCUGCCCGCCCAUUUGCGUUUGCCGAUACCUCGAAUAGACUUUUUCGCCUGCAAUCAAUAAUUCUUACGCAAGACAAUUAUGAAUGAUAUUCUCUCAUUUCUAGCAUAGUUCUUGUUCUUUCUUGUAAAUAAACGGAAUAAAUAA